AUGAAGCGAUUUCCGAGGAGAUUUGUGCGAGUUUUCUCCAGGAUUUUAUUGCUAGUAAGUUUGGCUGGCUUUAUAGCUUUCAUAGGAGUACACAGUGAUUUUUCCACUUUAUCGUCUCAAUUUCGGUUCAAAUUUAUCUCUAGUGGAGAUCAUAAGGCAAAUAAUGAGCACGAGAACACUCAGGUUGACAGAAAUGAGAUUCAUCCGGUGAUUAGUUGGGAGAAAAUCAAGGAAAAACUCACAUUUACCGGGACAUCGGAGUUAUCAACCAAGCAGAUCGUCAAAAAGAACUAUAUACAGCUCGGAGAGAUAAUGGGGAAGCCGAUAGACUUGCCGAAGGUGGACAACUUGGUGGGGCCGCCGGAAAAUGCAGAAAAAUACGAAAGAGCAAAUGGUACACUGAUGAUUCUCACAAGAAACAGAGAUGCAGGGGCCGUAGUGUACACAGUGAAGCAGAUAGAGGAGCACUUCAACAAGAAAUUCCACUAUCCGUAUGUCUUCCUCAACGAGGAGAAGUUCACAGAACGAUUUAAGAGCCGGAUCAAGAACUAUGUGUCAGGAGAGUGCUAUUUUGAACAAGUUGCACCAGAGGAUUGGGUGCAACCAGAGUUCAUAGAUAAGAACAAGCAGAACGUGGGCAUGCUGAAGUUGGCCAGAGAGAAUGUUGCGUAUGCCAGAAAGCUCUCGUACCAUAACAUGUGCCGAUAUUACAGCCGUGGAUUCUACAAUCACCCAAGAAUGAAGCAGUUCCGGUACUACUGGCGGUUCGAACCCGGCACCGACUACUUUUGCGAUAUAGACUAUGACGUGUUCAAGUUCAUGCAGGACAAUGACAAGACGUACGGGUUCACCAUCAGCAUUUACGAUAUUAGGCAGUCCUUGAGAAACAUAUGGCCAGAUACACUAGAGUUUGUCGAAAAGCAUCCCGAGUACGUUAAUCCGAAUGGUGCGAUGUCCUGGCUCACAAACAGCCUUCAAAAGCCGGAGAACGCCGAGGAAACUGACGGUUAUUCCACAUGCCACUUCUGGUCGAAUUUCGAGAUUGCAGACAUGAACUUUUUCCGGUCCAAGCCUUACAGUGAGUGGGUAGAGUACUUGGAUAAAACGGGUGGCUUUUACUAUGAGCGUUGGGGAGAUGCCCCUGUGCAUACAAUUGGAUUAUCUCUAUUCGCAGACCGCAAACGCAUCCACUGGUUCCGCGAUAUAGGAUACAAGCAUGUGCCGUACACGAACUGCCCAAAUUCCGAAAAGUGCAGCCGAUGCACACCGGGGAAAUUUACAUACAUGAAUCUUUGGAGUGAGAACUGCUUGACAAAUUGGUGGAAUUUAGAGAUGGAUGAUGAGCAGAAGUCGCUUUACUAG
This is a messenger RNA of Brettanomyces bruxellensis, 1362 nucleotides long. RefSeq lists its product as uncharacterized. Bases 1 to 1362 code for a protein of 453 amino acids. Gene Ontology annotation, cellular component: membrane; Golgi apparatus. Gene Ontology annotation, biological process: protein O-linked glycosylation; protein N-linked glycosylation; cell wall mannoprotein biosynthetic process. NCBI's taxonomy places the organism in Eukaryota, Fungi, Ascomycota, Pichiomycetes, Pichiales, Pichiaceae. Gene Ontology annotation, molecular function: alpha-1,2-mannosyltransferase activity. The transcript has a single exon. The record is from RefSeq and is a predicted model, not a curated record.